Messenger RNA from Canis lupus familiaris (dog), 450 nucleotides. RefSeq names its product akirin-2-like. Gene Ontology annotation, molecular function: transcription coregulator activity. The coding region runs from base 1 to 450 and encodes 149 amino acids. NCBI's taxonomy places the organism in Eukaryota, Metazoa, Chordata, Mammalia, Carnivora, Canidae. The transcript has a single exon. Gene Ontology annotation, biological process: positive regulation of transcription by RNA polymerase II; positive regulation of innate immune response. The record is from RefSeq and is a predicted model, not a curated record. Gene Ontology annotation, cellular component: nucleus; chromatin.
AUGGAAGCCCAGAACAACAGGCACAAGAGGGAACGGGAGUUGGACACCGACAGCGAUACCAACUCUGAAUCAGAACAACUUCUGUACAACAUAAAACAAGAGUAUAAACGCAUGCAGAAGAGAAGACAUUUAGAAACUAGUUUCCAACAGACAGAUCCAUGUUGUACUUCUGAGGCACAACCACAUGCAUUUCUCCUCAGUGGACCAGCUUCACCAGGGACUUCAUCUGCAACAUCCUCACCAUUAAAAAAAGAACAACCCUUAUUUACUCUACGACAGGUUGGGAUGAUCUGUGAACGUUUGUUGAAAGAACGUGAAGAGAAAGUUCGAGAAGAGUAUGAAGAAAUAUUGAACACAAAACUUGCAGAACAAUAUGAUGCAUUUGUGAAGUUUAUGCAUGAUCAAAUAAUGCAACGAUACAGAGAACAGCCUGCUAGUUAUGUUUCAUGA